Molecule: messenger RNA, 2699 nt
Organism: Habropoda laboriosa
Lineage: Eukaryota; Metazoa; Arthropoda; Insecta; Hymenoptera; Apidae
Product: transmembrane protein 245
Exons: 8
Source: RefSeq, a predicted model, not a curated record
AAUAAUAAGAAAAUUCAAACUUAAAUAAUAAGCGCUCCCGAAGAAAAUUGAUUACGUAUGUAUAAUGGAUAGUACACGAUGGCCAAUGGAUAACCUUUUUAACAUGCUGUCAGGCUUCAGUACGGGUCAUGAAAAAGCCUUAAAACAAGGCAUUUAUAAUGCUGUGGCACUCUUUCUUUUGUGCCUAAUUUCUGCAGCUGUGUACGGAUUAUAUAUUAUAUUAAGUCCGUUUGUGAAACCCUUAAUUUGGGCUCUAUUAUGCGGUUCUGUUUUAUUCCCUUUCAAAUAUUCAUUAACAACCAUUGUCAAGUCAUGGUUUGAGAAAACAGAAGCAUCGCAUUCGCCUUUAAUCAUAAAUUUAAUUGUGCUACCUGUACAAAUAGUAGACAAGGUAUCUAACACUUUAGGAUCAUUUUUAUGGAAACAUAUUAAAUAUAUUGUCGGUGUAUUUUUACUGACAACAUUAGGCCUAGGUGCAUACAAUUAUACACCUAGUAUAUUGAGUUCCCUUAUAUGGAAAAUAUGCCUAAUUUUUAAUAUUAUCUUUGGAUUCUUUAUCACAACAUGUAACACUUAUACGAUUGCUGUUAUAUUGAUUGGAUAUUUGUCUGUAUUAUACAUUUAUUGGACACCAUACAAUUCAUUUCACUUCUGUUAUUCUUCAUUUGUAAUUUGGUUUAUGAUUAGUUUAUAUGUUUCCAACAUGUUGGGUGCCUAUCAAAUUAUUGUAUUUAUAACAUUACAAAUAUUGUACUUGAUAGGAUUCAUUUAUGAAGUGGCAAUUAUUAUGGAAAACCAAGAAUUAGAAGGCAAAACUUUAACAUUUAUGGAAGCAAUAUGCUUUGCAUUAACAAAUAAUUUAAUUAUAAAUAUACAACAGGACUCACUGUCUCCAUUGAAAAGUAAAACUCCUAUAGAAAAUAUUAAUGAAGAAAUCAUAGAUACCAAGAUAAGCAAUGAAGAGCAAAAAGCAAAAACUACUUCUGCUUCAGUAAUGGCAGAUACUGGUUCAAGUAUGAAAUUAUCCAAAAAAUCAAUGUCAUUAGAUGCAGGUAAUACAGUUACAAUGAGCCACAAAUUGCGACCUCUAUCUAAUGUUUCAAGUGGUAUGUCACUACGUGAUCGUUAUCUCUUAAGAAGAUUAAAAACAGAAUUAAGGAUGUCUAUAGACAUAGAAAAUGACAAAGUUGAUACUGACAAAUACAUGUAUGGUGCACUAUAUGCUUGCAUUGGUAUGCUUUUUUGGAAACAUAGAUGGAUGAUAUACAUAUUGAUUAUUCCUAUAGCUUUCUACAUUAUUAAGCAACUUGGUAAUUACUUUGGAUUAUGGAAGAUAAUUGGAAGGCAAUGCAAUAUUGUUAUGCAUGGUAUAAAGGCAUGGUGCAUAGAAAGACAUCAAGCUCUUUUACCAACUAAUGUUAGGGGUUUAUAUAAAGUUGGAAUCAUAAUUGAUGAAAAAUUAACAAAAGUUUUGAAAGCUUCAGUUGAUUCUGUGGUAACAAUUGCUGUGGUUCUUGGAUUACUUGUGUUUACUAUUUGCACCUCUAUUUUUAUAACAAUACAGGUUUAUACAGAAGGAAUACAUCUUAUACAAAUUACUGGAGAAAUACUUAAUUCAUCUUUAAUGAGUAAUCCAGACAUUGAUUGGCUACCAGAUCAGUGGGAAAAUUCAGUUAAUAGCGUAUUAGAUAAUGCUUACACAUAUGGACGAAGUGCGAUUUCUGAUGGAAUAAAAGGUAUAGUAAAAGAUUUAGAUCCUGCAAAAGCCGAUCAAAUGGAAAAAAAAGUUUUAGAACUUUGGGAUAGACUUUAUCAAGCAUGGAUGAUGUCUAAUGAGAGUCCAGAUUUAAUAGGACCUACUGUAGAUGUUACAGCAGCUUUUUCAGUAUGGGAUAGCUUCAAAGAAAGUUUUGGGAAAACACCUUUACAAUUGUUUAACAUGACCAGCAUACAAAACUUUAUAAAAGAAAAUAUAGGAACUUUCAUGUCAGUAUUGGAUUCCAUUUGGAGUAUAGUUAAAGGAAAUAUGUCUGUAAUAUUAACAAUUCUUACAGAACUAUUUUAGGUGGUGUUUUUUACAACGCUCUUUUAUCUCCUUAGUUCUAGCGAGAAAACCUAUAAACCCGUUGAAUUAACUACAGUGUUUAGUCCUAUUAGUUGCCAUAGCAUACUCCGUGUUGAGGGCUAUGUAUUUGCUGUGGCUUUGCAAGAAGCGGUAAUUGGAGUAUUUGCUGCAACAUUUAAACUUGCUUCUUUCUUUGGCAUGUGGACAUGGUUUAUACACAAUUUGUUUCAAGUAAAAAUAGUUUAUUUACCAUCAACUUUUGCAACAAUACUUGGAGCUGUACCAGUUUUGGAUGCAUAUUGUGCUUGCAUCCCAGCUACUCUAGAACUGUGGUUCACUCGAGGACCAAUGAUUGCUAUUUUGUUUUUCAUGUUUCAUUUUCUUCCUUGCAAUAUUGUUGUAACUGAAUUUUACAAAGAAAUUAAAGGCGGUGGACAUCCAUAUCUUACAGGUCUCUCCAUAGCAGGUGGAAUAUUUUGUUUAGGUGUAGAAGGUGCAAUUUUUGGUCCUUUGUUACUAUGCUGUAUAAUGGUAGCAAUUAAUUUAAGUCGUCGUUACCUGCAUUCGCCAUCGGAAGAAAUUAUACCCACGUAUUCAGAAAUUAAACAUUGACAUAGAAGAAAUAUUUAAUGAU